Molecule: messenger RNA, 1683 nt
Organism: Closterium sp. Naga37s-1
Lineage: Eukaryota; Viridiplantae; Streptophyta; Zygnematophyceae; Desmidiales; Closteriaceae
Source: the annotation of a GenBank genome assembly
AUGGAUCUAGUCCGACGUGGCGUGCUGGUAGUGGUGCAGCAACCAGUAGAGGACGACGAAGCAGGCGGUACUGAUACUAGCAGCAGCCGCCGCUUACCUCGCGAGAUCUUUAUUCUCGGCACGACGCAUGUGUCGGAAACGGCUGCUGAGGACGCCAUGCGGGUGGUGCGGAGCGUGCAGCCUCAGAACGUGGUGGUGGAGCUGUGUAAAAGCAGAGCGCCAAUAAUGUACGACCCUGUACCGGACCCCAGCCAGCCCUCAGCGCCAAACUCUGAUGUCAUGGGUGCUGCUGCUAGCGGUGCUGCUGCUGCUCCUGCUCCUGCUCGCGAUCUGUUCCUUAUGGGAGGGGCCAGCCUGACUCAGACGCUCAUGCGCAGCAUCCAGCUUGGAGGUCAGUCCAGUCUGCUGCUGCGCCUGCUGCUCUCUUUUGUGUCUCGUCGGUCUGCCCAAGCAGUCGGCGUGCAACCGGGGCAUGAGUUCCGUGCAGCAAGGGAGGCUGCAGAUGCGAUUGGAGCACAGCUGGUGCUGGGAGAUCGACCCAUUGAAAUCACUCUGCGCCGUGCAUGGAAGGCACUUUCUCUUCUCGACCGCGCUCGCCUCGCCUCUGCUCUCCUGCAAGGCGGGCUGAAGGGGGGCUCCCUGGAGCAGAGCGAGUUGAAAGGAGCGUUCUCAAGACAGCGUGACUCUUCCAAUGGUCAAGGGAUGGAGAGUUUGAAUAUGGAUAGAGAUGUUGUGGGGAGUGGGGGAGUGGUCGAGAAAGACGACGCGGAGGGAGAGGAAGAGGUCGAGUUUUUGUCGGCUGUUUUUCAGGAAGUUGCGCGGCAGUUUCCUACGCUCCUCGGGCCACUUGUGCAUGAGAGGGAUGCGGCCGGUCGCGAGGAAUGUUCCAACGAGGAGGCUUGUAUCGAGGAUCGUUACAAUGAGGAUGGCCAGGAUGCAAAUGAUUGCCAGGUGGCAGGAAACUAUUGGACGCGGCGGGGGGUGAUAGCUGGUACAGGCAGCGGCCUAGCGGCCGUAGCCCUCGCUAUUGUCACAACAGGCGCUUUUACUGUUCCAAUCGCCAACGCAGCCACAGCAGCUGCGCCUGCACCAACAGCUGCCGGUGCUGCACUCGACACUGCUUCCUGGAAGCUUCUUGAGAGCGCCUUUGGGUUUUCCUUCCUCUACCCGUCCUCCUAUAUAGUCACAAUCAACCGCAAGAACGACCCGGCAGAUGCCCCACUCACAGCAGACGGCGCUCAGGCUCUUGCUGUUGUGGGGAAUUUCGUCACCUUCGACACGAUGAGUGUCAUUCGCUAUGCCUUCACUCCAAACCCCGACAAGCUUGCUCCUCUCAUCCAACGGAUCCUGCCCAAUGGGAAUCUGAGAACCUCAUUGGUGGAGGACACGGUGUUCCCCAACCAGCCAAUCAUAGAGCUUCCACUGGAUCUGCAAAAGAUCCUCUCCGCGCUGGCAUCACCUGCUGGACUCAGUUUCGAUGUGGUAACAGAGACGUGCAGAGGGCGGAUAGAGGAGGGGAAGGGGGGCGUGGGUGAGUGUGUGUCAGUGCGAGGGGCAGACCUCGUUCAGCCAAUCGUGCGCCGCCACAUAGGCCGGAUACUCCUGUCAGAAGGCUACCUCUAUGUCAUCACUGAAUCGUGCACCGAGGCACGGUGGACAAGAAUGAAGGCACAGCUGCUAUGA